Electrophorus electricus (electric eel) is the source of this 6658-nucleotide messenger RNA. The record is from RefSeq and is a predicted model, not a curated record. NCBI's taxonomy places the organism in Eukaryota, Metazoa, Chordata, Actinopteri, Gymnotiformes, Gymnotidae.
GUUUGUGAGUGUAUAUGUUUGUGUUUGAGUGAGUGAGUGUGUGGUGAUGCUGGUUUUGCAUUUAUCCUUAUCUGUGCCCUGUAUUAGACCAUGCACGGCCAUGCUGUCUGCUGUCAUGCUGUCAGCAGUAUGAGCUCUGUGGAGACUGAGCACCUUGCGCAUGGCCAGCUCCCCCUUCCUCCUUCCGCUCUGUGUCACUAGCUCUCUGAGACCGCAUGAUCAACACAGAAUGCCACUGUGAGAGACACACACAAGCCACUCCAUGCCUGUCCUGAACAGAUCUGGGGACUGAAAAUAGGGAAAGUGGAACGUGACAGAGCAGCCAGACUGGCAGAGCUGCCAUGGGAAUCUUUGUGUGUGGGUUUUUAACAGGUGCCUUUUUUCAUGUUAUUCUCCAAUAUCUCCACACAUUAUUAUUCACGUCCUGUAGCCAGCCUGUCUUUGCUAGUGCUCGGAAGCGACGCGUCACGCUCCUCUGGCUCCCCUGGCUGUGCAUGCCAACACAUAGGUUCCAUGCCGUUCGAAAGUUUUCCUUGGCUCUUGUGUGAACUUUCGGAUAACAUUUCACACCUUACCAAAGGGAUUGGAGCGUCUGUCUGCCACUGCUGGAGAUCGUGACGGAGGGCAGUGGGGUGCUCAGUAAUCAGACCAGGUGGCCCUUUGCAUUUGGUCUAGAGUCUGCUCACCUGAGAAUGGAUCGUGCUUGGAUAACUGAUUCUUAUGAGUGUGAUGAAGUGAGCCAUAACACAACUGACAUGGACAGGCUGAAUUGCAACAUUCGUGAACAUGGCCGCCAGACGCAUCAGGUACUACAGAGUACCCCACUGGACCUGAUUGAGACCGGCAAGACCCUCAAAGUCCAAGCAGAGCGCCCUCAUCUGGUCAGUUUGGGAAGUGGACGUCUAAGCACAGCCAUCACACUGUUGCCCUUACCAGAAGGGAAGACUACUCUUGGCCACGGGAACACAGACAUCAACAUCCAGGGUCCGGGAGUGGCAGAACUGCACUGCUACGUUGAGAACCUGGUGGGGGCCAUCACUCUCUUCCCCUGUGGCAAUCUGUGCUCUGUGGACGGUGUCGCAGUCUCAAAGCCCACACGUCUCUCGCAAGGGUGUAUGCUUUGUUUCGGUCAGUCUGCAUUUUUCCGUUUCAACCACCCCGAGGAGGCCCUCAGGAUGAAGAGCAUGCUGCCAGCAGGAGGGAGAGGGCCGGCCAGCACCUACAAAGGCCACUCGGAAACUCAUAGACUGCUAAAUGGGACCGAUCAGCCUGUUCCCCCUGAGAGGGCUCAUCCAGGCCAUGGCACUCUGGUUCGCUCCAUAGAGAAAGACCUCCAGGAUAUCAUGGACUCCCUGUCUAUGAGCGACUCCCAGGCCUCGUCGUCCGAGUGCGGCAAGCUGUCCCACCUCCCCAUCCCCCAGUCCCCACUCUACCCCAUGCUCAAUGGGGCUGGCCCCCAUCUUGUCUCCCCUCCUGUCAGCCCUGGUACCACAUCGGCUGCCUCCAGCUAUGAAAAUGCCACUCCCCCUUUCUCUCCCCUAUCAUCUCCCUCAGGUGUCAGCGGCCUGGGGCCUCGUGCAGACCUCGGUAACCCUCCUGAACCUUACCCCUCGACCAGCUACCACCAUGUGGCCCAUGCCCCAGUUCCCCAGCCACGGCAGUUGUUAUCCCGGAACGGUAGUGGCGGACCAAAGGUUCAGGAAAGUCCCAGGCUUUCCAGGAAGGCCUUGACAGAGACUCCGCUGAACCCCACAGCUAACCGCCAUGUCCAGCAACACGACAUCCAGGCCCGGGGCGGUCUGGAAUGCCUGCGGAUGCGUCUUGGUUCCUCCUCAGGUUUGGCUUCGCCGGCCUCCACAGACAGCGUCAGGCCGAAUGGCGCGAGGCUCUCCAUCUCUUCCCCAGUCUCCUCUAGCCCUAGAUCGAGCACAGGCUCCUCAGUCCAGGAGACCUCUCCAGCAGACUUGGGGAUCCAGUCCACCCAGCCCCAUUCACGCACGCUCUGCCCGCCACACAGCCCUCAGACAGCCCGCCGAGGCCCGGAGUCUGGAGCUCCAACUCGAGAGCGUCCGCCUCCCAGCCCCUCCACUGUGCGACGCGGGCUGCAGGCAGUCCCUGUCCUACCCGGAGCCUUACCUGGUGUGCCCCUGACCACUCAUAGCCAGUCGGGGAAGAGUGUGCCUGAGAGCCCUCGGCUCCACAGACGAAUCAUGCCUGAAGGGGGUGGGACGGGAGCGAGGGGGCUAAGAACCAGAAGCCCUUCCCCAAUGUCUGGCCGUCUGGGGGCCGUCGGAGCAACACUCAGCCCGGCCCUGAGCACCCAGCCCAGGGUCUCCCCCCUCAGCAGUCCCCGUAGCCAGAGGAAGAACUCCAUCCAGCCACGCCCGCGAGAACGCAAGAACAGCAUCUCGGAGAUCAGCGACAACGAAGACGAGCUGCUGGAGUACCAUCGCAGGCAGCGGGAGGAGAGGAUGAGGGAGCAAGAGAUGGAGAGGCUGGAGAGACAGAGACUAGAGACAAUCCUAAGUCUGUGUGCAGAAUAUAACAAGGGGGACCUUCCAGGGGGCCCGGAGAUGGGGAGGGCAGGUCAGUUCCCUGGCAUGGAGGAGGGGCCUGUCCAGCAACCCUGCCCUGACCCUGUGGGUGUGGCAGUCCAGCAGACACACACUCACACACACAGACAGAGAGAGAGCGAUGAGGAGAACAUGAAAGAGGAGUGCAGCAGCACUGAGAGCCAGCACCAGGAGCACGAGGACAGUGCACGUCUGGGCCAGCAGGAGGCCGCGUAUCUGGUGGAGGAGCGGCUCAGAGUUCUGGCUCAUGUGGAUGAGCUGAAGGCCCGUGUCACAGAACUGGAGCAGCAGCUUCAGGACUCCAGGCAGGAGGCUGAGAUGGAGAGGGCCUUGCUCCAGGGGGAGAGGAGGGCAGAGUUAACUCAAGUGGAGGCAGAGUUAGAGAUGAUCAAUCAGCUUCAUGUUAAACUGAGUGACGUGGAAAAAACCAUUCAAAGGGAGAAAGAGAAGGGGAGGGCUAACGUCUCGGCCGAGCGGGACGUCCUGGCCAGGCUGCGGGACGCGUACGGUGAGCUGAGGAACCAGCUUGACAAAUGCCCUGAGUCCCUGAGGGAGCAUGUGCAGGAGCAGCUCGCCAGGAAGGCAGAGGCGCUGGAGUUGGCCUCCAAGCGCUACGAGGACCUGGAGUUCCGGCAGCUGGAGCAUGAGAGCGGCCUGGAGGAAGAGAAGGAGGCACUCAGCCGGCAGCUGCUGCAUGACAAGGCCGAGUACCAGCGCAGCGUGGCCAAGAGGAAGGAGAAAAUGGCUGCGCUUGAGAUCCAGGCCAAUCAGCUUGGUGUGCAGGCAGCUCAGGACUGCGAGAGGAUGGCUAAAGACCGAACCCUAGCCCUGCAGAAUUUGCAUAAGGAGAGGGAGAGGCUGGCUACCCUGGAAAAGAGAUACCACAAUUUGACAGGAGGGAGGAGUUUCCCCAAGUCCUCCUCCACCAUGAAGGAGGAAGUGCUACAUAUUAGCGAAGCUGACGGCGAAGCGUUUCCUCGACAUGCCGCGCCCCCUGCUCCAUGCUCCCAAAGCCCUGCCUUGCUCUCCUGCUCCAUUAGGCCUCAGGAGGAGUACCUCAGACUUUCAGAUGUAUUUAAGAUGUAUGGCAGUGGUUAUGUUCCAGACCCUACUCUCGCCUCUACCCCUUCCACUGUCUGCCUCCCCGUAACACCAGACUCCCCUCGUGAGGAGUAUGUGACAGUUAGCCAAUUAAACCAGAUCUUCGGGAUGCCCAAAGUUGAUCCUUCCCCUCCGUCUCCUGGCAAAUCAUUCCAAGCUCUUGUAGCUGACCCCGCCCUCCCUAGCCAUUCGUCACAGUGCGACUCCACCCAGCCUUCCCCUGUUGAGGCCCAGGCCGAGAGGAGCAGGCCUCUGGCCGCCAGGCUGGAUUUAGAGCGCUGGUACCAGGACAUCAUGGCAGCUGGGGAGCCUGGUCAUGCAUGCCCUCCCCCUCUCCCAGCUAAGUCUCUGUCCACACGCAGACCUGCGCAGAUGUACAAGUGCAAGCAGGGUGGAGGGGUGGACCAGGGUGUUGGCACACCCACACAGCUCGGCACCUCAACACCUGGCAGAAACACACCCACCAAGAGCCUGCCAGACCUGUCAAGCUCGUAUCUGGACACAUACACUCAGAGACCUGCUCUUGAGGGCAAAGGACUCCAAACAUCCGACGAUUCCCGAAUCCGACCCACUGAUCCGAAACCGAGGCUUGAAAUGGAGACCCAGCACCACUGGGGGGCGCUGCAGGGCCCUCACUCCCAGCCCAACAGCCCCUUCUCUUCUCUAGGAGCUCCCAUGGUGCACCACUCUGUCCUGCAUCACCAGGCGCCCCCAGCAGGCAGCCCAGCAUAUGACACCCUAAGUCUGGAGAGCUCCGACAGCGUGGAGACAAGCGUGUCCACCGGCAACAACUCUGCCUGUUCACCCGAAAGCGGCAGUGGUGCCAGCGGCCUGGCUGCUCUCCGACUUGAGGAGAUGGAGAAGAUGUUGAAGGAGGCUCAGCAGGAAAAAGCCCGGCUGCUGGAGAGUCGUGAGCGGGAGGUGCAGGUGCGGAGGCAGCUUCUGGAGGAGGAGAGGAGGAGGCGUGAGGAGGUGGAGCAGAGGCUGCAGGACGAGACUACACACCGGCAGAGGCUGGUGGAAGAGGAGGUCAAGCUGAGGGAGAAACACUGCUCCCAGGCUCGUCCAAUGACGCGCUACUUGCCUAUCCGGAAGGAGGAGUUCGACCUGCGCUCCCAUGUGGAGUCGGCGGGCCACUGCGUGGACACCUGUCCUUACAUCAUCGUCAUGGAGAAGAUGUGCAAAGGCCACCUGGUCAAAAUGGGUGGCAAGGUCAAGUCUUGGAAGAAGCGCUGGUUCGUCUUCGACCGCCUAAAGAGGACCUUCUCCUAUUAUGUCGACAAACAUGAGACCAAGCUGAAGGGGGUCAUCUACUUCCAGGCCAUCGAGGAGGUGUACUAUGACCACCUGCGCAGUGCUACCAAGAGUCCAAAUCCCUCUCUGACCUUCUGUGUGAAGACCCAUGACCGCCUCUAUUUCAUGGUGGCCCCUUCCCCGGAGGCCAUGCGGAUAUGGAUGGACGUCGUUGUAACGGGCGCCGAGGGAUACACCCAGUUCAUGACCUGAGGGGAGGAGUGGCUGGUCGACCGCGGGCAUGAGAGCAGACAGGGAGUCGGUCCCGUGGGAGGGUCGCACAGCCCUUUUCUGGACCUCAGCGAUACCGCAACUGCCCGCACUGACAGAUUUUUGUCAUCUGGAUGAGACUGAAUUUGGACAGAUGCGUAUUGGCUGGAGGGAUAUACUGUUCUGCUAUUGUUGGGCAGAUGUCAAGGUGCUCAAAAAGCUGGUGCAAGAGAAACUAUUAUGUAGCUUGAUCUUUUUAUUAUUCUACCAUUUAUGUAGAAACAAUUACAGGUAUUUCACUAUUAGUUUUGGUCUGUUUGUGGCAACAUUACCAUUAUAUUACUUUGCCUUCAUCAUUUAAAAAGGGGAACUCUGAACACAAGAAAAUAAGGAACAUAUUUUCAUCUGUCAGACAUUUAAAAUCACUGAUGCUUUAUAUUGCCAUUUAAAUUUCAUCCUGACAUUCAUACUUUGCAUUUUGUUUGCAGGUUAUUAACAGUGUAUUUGCAUAUCAUACGCAUCAAACUGCAUUAACCUAUAAAACUUGUGAAUUUAAGGAGCCCGUACUUUGACAGCAAGCUGCAGUGGUUCAUUGUAAUGCAGUAAACCUGCGAAUGUCAGUUACCAGUUUGUACUGGCAUAACAAAAUAAAUACAGUGAGAACAAAAAGUACUGCUAGUGAUUUCUACAUUUCUGCGUAUAUUCCUGAGUAUUUAGGUCAUGAGAUACUGAAAAACUGCAGCUCUUCUAUGUUUGUUGUCUAAGUAUUGAUUUUUGGUCAUAUGUUGACACACUGUAUGUUAUGUAUGUUGUCUUUUGUUUUUUUUUAUUAUUAUUUUCAAUACAGUGUUUUAUAUCUAGAAAUGAGAAGCAGUAUGCUUGCUGUUGCAUUUGUACUUAUUGUGGAUACAAAAUAUGUUUAGUGGGGACCAGUUUUUUGUUUUCUUUUUUUUGUUCAUAAUUAUUAUUUGGAGGUUUUUUUGUAACAGUUUUUGCUCAUGAGUGUCAUUACAGCAAAAGACUUGCCAAAGGUUGACUUACAAUGUCCAACAACUCAUUCUGUCAACAAAUGAGUGUAUACAGCGAUGUGAUAAAUGUCAGUGUGUGGCUGUUGUGAUUGUGGAAAUGGCCACAUGUGCCUUACCAACUGCUAUUUUCAGUUCAGGGUUUUGAAAAAACUAUAGUUCUCUACAGUUGAGUUAUAGGCUAAUGCUUUAUUACUUAUUCACUCUCAAGGCAUAUGAAAUAUAUUUAAAUAUAAUAUAUAAUUUGAUGAAAAAUAAAUGUAUGUGCUUCUUGAUAACUCAAUGUAAUUUCACUAGCAAUAUGUUUCUAUAACAGCUUCAUUCAAUUCGACCAAAGCAAUAUACUAACAAAAAUUCCAGUGUGUACACAUAGGUCAAAUAGAGCUAUAUUUACACUCAUAAACUGUAAUUACAAUUGUGUAUACAUCAGGCCCAAAUAAAACACAUAACAAAACA